Molecule: messenger RNA, 1455 nt
Organism: Adineta ricciae
Lineage: Eukaryota; Metazoa; Rotifera; Eurotatoria; Adinetida; Adinetidae
Source: the annotation of a GenBank genome assembly
AUGCCUCAAUUAUCUUCUGUCUAUUUAGAAUCCCAAAGUCCAAUGAAUGAGAUAUUCUCUCCAACGAAUGUCUACUUACCAAUCACGAACUUAACAACACAAUAUCUCGAAUUCUCUGAGCUACUUCAGAUCCUUCACGAUCUUCCACUGUUGAAUUGUCUUAAUGUAGGAUACAUUAAUUCAGAAUACGAUUCUGAUGAAGACUUAUCUAAUCAAUUGUGCAAUGCUGUUCAUUUGCGAAAACUCAAUAUCAAUGAGUUUCCAUAUUCAUUUGAAAAGAUCAAGAUGUUAUUGCAAUGCACACCUAAUUUAGCCCAUUUAGCAUUAUCCGCCCACAAUAACUUGAGUAUGUUCGAUGCUCAUCAAUGGGAAGAUCUGAUAGUAUCAUCAUUACAUAAUUUGAAUGCAUUCAAAUUUUCUUUUACUACCACUAAUGCUAAUAAAAACAUAAUGUCGAAACUGAAACAAUUUCGAACUGAUAGCCACUCAUCAUUGUCUUAUUCCAUUCAAGGUCCAGAUACCAUUGUCACGCGCGAUCGAAAAAUGUCUAAUGCCGGGAACAACCAUCUCGCACAUGAUUCAGUGGCGGCGUUACAGUUAGCAUUGAUGUACUCCAUUACUAGUAACGUCUCCUAUGCAGCACUAGCAACUAGAAUCCUGGUAUCGUGGACGAACACAUUGGCCAUUAUCAAUGGUUCGGAUGCGCAACUUGCAGCUGCUUUAUCAGGCACACAACUAGUUAAUGCUGCCGAAAUCAUACGUUAUACAUAUCCCGGAUGGUCUUCUGAAGAUAUUUUCAAGUUCGAAAACAUGAUCGUGAACAUCUUCUAUCCACCUGCAAGUCAGACGACUCCAACCCCGGAGCAACAGUAUCCAUUUGAAGCUAAUUGGGGCACAAGCGGUGAGAAAGCAAUUAUUGCUUUCGGGAUUUUUCUCAAUAAUCGAACGAUGUAUCAGUAUGGAAAAAGUCUUAUCAACAGUUCCAAGUGUGCAAACUUGACUGGUACAAUCAAUCCCGAAGGUCAAGCGUCAGAAUCAGGAAGAGAUCAAGCGCAUACACAACUCGGUCUGGGUAACCUAGGAGAAGCCUUCCAAAUGGCAUGGAACCAAGGCGAAGACUUAUUUUCACUUGUUGAUAAUCGUUUAUUAGCUGGCUUUGAAUACACAGCAAAAUACAAUCUUGGUUACACGGUUCCUUACAACGAGAGCUUCUAUCGAUGCGACGCUUUCCUAGUUGGCGGACCCUGGCCAAUUAUAUCAAACACCACUCGUGGUAUGUGGCGUCCUAUCUGGGAACUUCCGUAUGCUCACUAUGGUUCGAUUAAGGGUUUAUCAAUGCCAUUUACUCUCCAGCAAAUCAAACGCAAUUCUCCUGAUGGACCUAAUCCUGCCAGCGCGAUCGCGGACAAUGCCGCCUGGGAGACUUUACGCUUUCGUCUCGAUCCAGCCCUGUAA